Molecule: messenger RNA, 1005 nt
Organism: Colletotrichum chrysophilum
Lineage: Eukaryota; Fungi; Ascomycota; Sordariomycetes; Glomerellales; Glomerellaceae
Exons: 1
Coding region: 1-1005 (334 amino acids)
Molecular function (GO): hydrolase activity
Source: RefSeq, a predicted model, not a curated record
AUGGAUACUCUCAUUCAGAAGCAAUUGAUCAGCUCGCGAUCUUUGCAGUAUAAUUACUACACAUCACCUAACCUGAACGAUUCCACUGCCGACCCCGUUCUCGUUCUCUUCCAUGGAUUCCCCGAUUCAGCGUCUGUAUGGGCGCCAGUUGUUACACUUCUCGUCGCCGUUGGUUUCCGGCUCAUGAUACCAGAUUUGCUUGGGUAUGCUGGCACGUCUAAGCCAUGGAACGUCUCAUUCUUUAAUUCUAGCGCUAUGGCGAACGACAUCAUAGAGAUACUCGACCAGGAGGGUGUCGCCAACUUCGUGUCCGUUGGCCAUGACUGGGGAGCUUUCAUGGCACACCGAAUGUACUUGUGGCACCCUGAACGCGUCAAUGCUCUCGUCGUGGGGGCAUAUAAUUACGAACACGUGGCAAGAACGCCAAUCAACAUCAACAUGGAGGCCGAAAAGUUUGAACGACAACUGGGAUGGCCAUUCAAAUACUAUUACAAGUUUCUCGCCAGUUCCGACGCACCGAGUCUGUUGUCCGGCCAUCCUGAGAGUUUCUAUGCUGCUGGGCACGGAGAGAACAACGCCAUGAAUGAGACCUUUGGCCGGCGAGAUGGUCUUGUCGACUGGCUCUCUGCUGACAAACGGAGAAAGCUGCAGUCAUAUGCCAAUGACCCCGCAGCUAUGAGUGCCGCCAGGGAUAACUUCCAGGCCGCCGGAUUUACAUCGCCGUUGAUGUGGUACCGCGCCCUAGUGGAGAACGUACAUAUGGAGGUGGAGAAGAACCUCGCAGCCGAUGCAGACAACAUUCGGGUACCUUUCUUGCAUAUGGGCGGCUCGAGGGAUCCCGUUUGUCCUCCGGCAAUCUUUGACAGCCUAGAAUUGCGCGCUUAUUUCUCGGACUUCACGAGUGAAGUCUUCGAAUGCGGUCACUUCCUCCCAUCCGAAAAGCCCAAGGAGAUUGCAGAGACCAUGAUAGAGUGGUUGAAGUCAAGAGGAAUUGCACCACAGUGA